Molecule: messenger RNA, 519 nt
Organism: Aspergillus pseudonomiae
Lineage: Eukaryota; Fungi; Ascomycota; Eurotiomycetes; Eurotiales; Aspergillaceae
Exons: 2
Coding region: 186-455 (89 amino acids)
Source: RefSeq, a predicted model, not a curated record
AACCCGUUACCAACCUGAAUCAACCAGAGCGGUAGAUUUGUCUUCGAAUACGUCAAGAUAGCGAGAGUUUUCUUUUUUUUCCUUUCUUCCCUUUUUUUUUUUUUACGAAACUUCCUUUCCCAGACCUAUACGUGUGCGUGAUACUAUAAAAGGAGCGCUCAAAAAGGGAUAGCUGUUGAGCAAAAAUGAAUGGCGACCUGUCUCGAAGUGAUCAACAGAGAAUUCAGGGGGAGAGGCGAGUUCGGAGUAAUGCGCGAUAUCAAAUCGGCAGUGAAGGUGAAGAAAAGCGAGCGACACGGUUCUCGAACGAACAGGAAACGAGGGAAGAGAGAGACAAAGGUGGGUUAGAAGGAAGAGAACAAAAGAGAGCAGCGCAGCCGAGCAUCAGGAGAGAAAGAUCAAAUCGUGUCUGGAUGGGUGCAGGGAGAAGGAUGAAACAACGGAGGGCAGCUUAGACCAGCACUAGGGGCGGACUCACCCUAAUCGUGAUAUUCUCCCAAGAAAACAAUCAAAUUGAAC